This is a messenger RNA of Neoarthrinium moseri, 1065 nucleotides long. RefSeq lists its product as uncharacterized. Gene Ontology annotation, biological process: anaphase-promoting complex-dependent catabolic process; protein K11-linked ubiquitination. The record is from RefSeq and is a predicted model, not a curated record. The transcript is spliced from 2 exons. Lineage: Eukaryota; Fungi; Ascomycota; Sordariomycetes; Amphisphaeriales; Apiosporaceae. Gene Ontology annotation, cellular component: anaphase-promoting complex. The coding region runs from base 1 to 1065 and encodes 354 amino acids.
AUGGACUAUAACUGGUCAUGGCUUCCCCAACAAAGGGUCACAACACCUCCACCUACUCGUUCAGAUUCUCAGGACCAUGACAGUGUCGAGGUCUUUGAGGAGGAGGGUGGGGUCAAUACCCAGGCAAUGCGACAGCAUUUCGUCCGUUCAUUCCCGCAUAACAACGUGGAAAAUGCGGAAGAUGACGAAUUCUCCUUAGUCGACAGUGACGAAGAGGAUGUAGCUGACUCGCCUGAAGUAACGAACGACGACGAUGAUGAUGAAGAUGGAGACGAUAUCAACGAGGGUGGAGAUGAGAAUGGUAAUGGUGACGAUGCCGAUGCUACCGGCGAGGAGGACGUCGACGAGGCGGACGAGGGAGAGGAGCACGAGGAGGAACCCAUGUUUGAUCCCGCCUCUGUAGGCUUGAAGGAGAUCAGCAACCUCGCCAGCUUCACGGUCAGCAGCUACAAGCCGGGUUGCGGAGUAAAGGAGCUUCGUGACGAUGAUGUCAACCAGUUUUGGCAAUCUGAUGGACCUCAACCUCACCGCCUCAAUAUACACUUUAUCAAGCGUGUAGAGAUCCGGGCUCUACGGCUUUAUCUAGACUAUGAACUCGACGAGAGUUACACUCCAACCAAAAUCCAGAUCAGUGCUGGUUUUGGACCCAACCUCACCAUCCCUUUUACAACCAUGGAACUCAACACGCCAAAGGGCUGGAUAGACGUUCCCAUCGCCGGCGCAGGAGGCGGUCCGGACGGCAACUCCCUCGGCUGCUGGUUCGUGCGUGUUCUCAUACUGGAGAACCAUCAGAACGGCAAAGACACCCACCUUCGCGGUGUCAAGGUCUACGCCCUAGAUGACAACGCCGAUACUGCAGAGAACAAUCCACUGGAGGACAUGGUGGAAGCCUUCGACGACUACGAAGACCGCAUGGGUCGGAUGAAUAUUCACGAUCACGAUGAGGACGGCCUGCUUCGGCACGAGGCGGCGAUGCAACGCCAGAAGGCCAACGCCAAGAAAUUCGCCCCAGGCGAUGGUGGCUUGAGCAUACCGGAUUUCAUGAGAGAACCGGAGAUUCGUUGA